Messenger RNA from Parnassius mnemosyne (clouded apollo), 231 nucleotides. Lineage: Eukaryota; Metazoa; Arthropoda; Insecta; Lepidoptera; Papilionidae. The record is from the annotation of a GenBank genome assembly.
UUGCACACCCUACAGCAAAGGCAAAAAUGGAAUACGCCAGCCAAUCCCGUCAAAGAAGGAAUGGUUGUCGUUUGUCUACAGGAUAAUGUUACGCCCUUACAUUGGCCGUUAGGUGUCAUUGUACAACUACACCCUGGAAAGGAUGGCAUCACACGCGUUGCCUCCGUCAAAACUAAGCAAGGUGUAUUUCAACGGCCAGUUGUAAAGCUGUGUCCGCUACCUACGCAAUAG